This is a messenger RNA of Pongo pygmaeus (Bornean orangutan), 1628 nucleotides long. It is a transcript of the gene GEMIN6, whose product is annotated as gem nuclear organelle associated protein 6. The coding region runs from base 565 to 1068 and encodes 167 amino acids. Gene Ontology annotation, cellular component: SMN complex; nucleus. Gene Ontology annotation, biological process: spliceosomal complex assembly; spliceosomal snRNP assembly. Lineage: Eukaryota; Metazoa; Chordata; Mammalia; Primates; Hominidae. Gene Ontology annotation, molecular function: RNA binding. The record is from RefSeq and is a predicted model, not a curated record. The transcript has 3 exons.
GAUCGGUGCAAAGCAUGCUGGUCUCAGGCGGGCUCCGCUCAACGAUCCUUCUUCAAAGCAUGGUUGCUGAGUACCCAGUGUUGCGAGGAGUUUUUUAACUGGUAUUUUUCUCGUUUGUCAGGGUUAAACGUUAAGUACCACUUGGUUUUGAGUACAGUCUUAGGUAUUGUGUGGCUGCAGGACAGGACCAGAAAUCUAAGCUCUAGAGCUGUAGCCGCUGCCCCCUCGUUUGUGCAUCCUUCAAACAAAUUUUAAGGGGCAGUUGUCAUAAAUCGGGGGUGCCUCUCGAUGGCGGGAUCCAGCGGAGACACAGAGCCAGAGAGCGCGUGAGUCGAUAUCGGAGAGUUCUCUGCUUCAGUUGAGGAGUGGGGCGAACUCCUUUGAUCGAUGGAAGGAAAAGCAGAGUUGAAGGGUUUGAGCAUCAUCUGCAGGCCAGAGUGAAAGCGAUUUGGAAUGUGGUUGUGGAUCGGAAUAGAUCUGUGCCAGAUGAAUUUCCUCAGACUGCACCCCGGCAAAUCGGUGACCCCUCUGCUUUAGGCGGAAUGAUCUAGCCAAGUGGCAAUCAUGAGUGAAUGGAUGAAGAAAGGCCCCUUAGAAUGGCAAGAUUACAUUUACAAAGAGGUCCGAGUGACAGCCAGUGAGAAGAAUGAGUAUAAAGGAUGGGUUUUAACUACAGACCCAGUCUCUGCCAAUAUCGUCCUUGUGAACUUCCUUGAAGAUGGCAGCAUGUCUGUGACCGGAAUUAUGGGACAUGCUGUGCAGACUGUUGAAACUAUGAAUGAAGGGGACCACAGAGUGAGGGAGAAGCUGAUGCAUUUGUUCACGUCUGGAGACUGCAAAGCAUACAGCCCAGAGGAUCUGGAAGAGAGAAAGAACAGCCUAAAGAAAUGGCUUGAGAAGAACCACAUCCCCAUCACUGAACAGGGAGAUUCUCCAAGGACUCUCUGUGUGGCUGGGGUCCUGACUAUAGACCCACCAUAUGGUCCAGAAAAUUGCAGCAGCUCUAAUGAGAUUAUUCUGUCGCGUGUUCAGGAUCUUAUUGAAGGACAUCUUACAGCUUCCCAGUGACAGGCCAGGAAGUGUGAACAUACUGAUAGAAAAAGACUAUUUUUUAUCCCUCAUAAAAUGUUUUGAAUGUAAAGGUACAUGACUGUGUGUGUGUAUGUGUGUGUGUGUAUAAUUCUUUGUUGUUUUGGUAAAAUCAGAGGAGUGGGUUGUAAGUGCUAAUUUCCUUGGGAAAUGAACUAGGGCAAGUAUAGCAUCCCAUGCAUAAAAUUAGCACAGGGACAUCAGAAUUGUAUGGGUCUUCUUUUUUCUUUUUUUCUUUUUUUUUUGAGAUGGAGUCUCGCUCUGUUGCCAGGCUUGAGUGCAGUGGUGUGAUCUCAGCUCAGUGCAACCUCCGCCUCCCAGGUUCAACCGAUUCCCCUGCCUCAGCCUCUCAAGUAGCUGGGACUACAGGCACGUGCCACCACUCCCAGUUAAUUUUUUGUAUUUUAGUAGAGAUGGGGUUUCACCUGUAUGGGUCUUUUCUUGUGAUGGGGUUACACCCCCAUUUUUGUUAGGCAAGAAAAGCAUUUGGAAAAAAAUGUAACAUGUUAGAUUCAAUAUAAAAUAUUAUGGUAAGAUCA